GUCCAUUUUUAAUAGACAUUUGGCUUGUUUCCAGUCUUUUGCUCUUACUGACUGAUGCAGUGAUUAAGCUUGAAUAUAUGUCAUUGAGCAUAUGUGCAUAUAUCUCUAUAGGAGAAGUUUCUAGAAAUAGGAUUGCUGGCUUAAAAAUAUGAGUUUAUAAUUUUUUUUUACUGAUAAUGCCAAAUUGCACCAAGGGUUAUACUAAUUUGCACUCCCACCAACAAGGUAUGAGUUUCCCACAGUCCUUCCAACAGAGUGAACACAUUUUUGGAUUUUGGCCCAUCUGAUUGAUAAAAAUUUUUGGACUUUAGUCCAUCCAAUGCAAGAAAAUAUUGUAGAUUUCUUUUUUUAAAACUUUUUUAAAAAUUAAUUAAUUAAUUAAUUGUAAUUUUGGCUGCGUUGAGUCUGUUGCUGCACGCGGGUUUUCUCUAGUUGUGGUGAGCGGGGGCUACUCUUUGUUGUGGUGCCCGGGCUUCUCAUUGCGGUGGCUUCUCCUGUUGCAGAGCAUGGGCUCUAGGCACAUAGGCUUCAGUAGUUGCAGCACGCAGGCUCAGUAGUUGUGGCUCACGGGCUGUAGAGCGCAGGCUCAGUAGUUGUGGCGCACGGGCCCAGGGCCCGAACCCGUGUCCCCUGCAUUGGCAGGUGGAUUCUCAACCACUGUGCCACCAGGGAAGCCCCGUAUAUUUCUUACUAUGGUUAAAGUUAAGCAACUUUUCGUAUGUUUAAGAGCCAUUUGUAUUUCCUUUUCUGUGAAAUUUGCCCAUUUUUUUCUUGGCUUAUAGGUCUUUUUCUCAUCAGUUUCUAGGAACUCUUAAUAUAUGGGGGAGAGUAGCACUUGCCUGUAUUUUAAAUUGAACAUAUAUAUUUUUUUCUGUUUGUCAUUUGGUUUUUUUCCUUUCUUCUUCUUGAUUUUCAUAUGGUUAAAUUUGUUAGUCUUCUCUUAUGUCUUAUGGAUUUUAAGUCAAAGUUAAAAAAGUUUUUCUACUCCAAGGUUAUAAAAGUGUUCUCCCUGUUGUCAUCUAGUACUUUCAUGGUUCUUUGAAAUUUUUACUUAAAUCUUUGAUAUGUUGGAGUUUAUCUUGGUUUUUAGUAUAAUUUUUGGAUCCAACUUGUUUUUUGCAGUUGACUAUCUAGUUGUACCAUACCAUUUACUCAGUAAUUGCUGGUAAUUCAGUGCCUACUGGUUUGAGUUGUCACCUUUAUCAUAUAUGAUAUGUCUUUAAAAAAUACAUAUAUACUUUAUAUAUGUAUAUUCUAAAAUGUCUUUAUCUUAGAAUGCUAGAAUAAAGUCUGAAUUUUUCUGUUGCAGACCUAGAGGGUUUAUUUCUUAUUGUGGUAAAAUAUACAUAAUGUAAAAUUUAACAUUUUAACCAUUUUUAAGUGUAAAGUUCAAUGGCAUUAAGUAUAUUUGCAUUUUUGUGCAACCGUCACCACCAGCUAUCUCUAGAACUUUUCAUCUUCCCACCAUAUGACUUGAAAUCAAACCUACUAUUCAUUUUAUGAUGCACCAUUCCUUUGUAAGGUGUGUGCUGUUUUCAGAGAUGUUAAAAUUUGGGAAAGUGUACAUCUUAGAAUUUAUGAAAUAUGGUACUAAAAUCCCCAAAGUUUUUGGUGUGUUUCUGGAUGUUCUGUUCUAUUCCAUUGGUUUGCCUCUUCAUGUGCUAGUGUCACACUGUUUUAAUUACUGAAUAUUUAGAAUAUCUUUUAAUACAUGAUAGAGCUAGUUUUCCCUCAUUGGCCUUCUUUUUCAAAAGACUUCUUUUUCCAGCUGUUUUUGUCAUCAGUCCAGAUAAACUAGGCAACUUCUCCUUGGCUCUUGUAGAUCUUUUCCUCCCUCUCUCUACCUCUAUUUCAAUUAAAUUAUAAACACUUGAAUAUAGAAGAUCUUCUUACGCCUGAAGGUCAGCUAGAAGUCUGGAUCAGGUCUUCCCUGGUGGCGCAGUGGUUGAGAGUCCGCCUGCCGAUGCAGGGGACGCGGGCCCGUGCCCGGUCCGGGAAGAUCCCACAUGCCGCUGAGCAGCUGGGCCCGUGAGCCAUGGCCGCUGAGCCUGCGCGUUCGGAGCCUGUGCUCCGCAACGGGAGAGGCCGCAACAGUGAGAGAACCCAUUGUAAGGGCGAGUAAAUCCUGUGGAAAAUGGCCUUCAGUGAUCUUACAUCGAGGACCGUGCGUCUUUAUGGUAAUUGGAUCAAAGAUGCUGAUCCAAGAGUUGAAGACUGGCUCCUCAUGUCCUCGCCUCUGCCACAAACUGUCAUCCUGGGACUCUAUGUCUAUUUUGUCACAUCCCUGGGACCAAAGCUCAUGGAGAAUCGAAAGCCCUUUGAACUCAAGAAAGCGAUGAUAACGUACAAUUUUUUCAUAGUACUCUUUUCUGUGUAUAUGUGUUAUGAGUUUGUGAUGUCUGGCUGGGGUACAGGUUAUUCCUUUCGAUGUGAAAUUGUUGACUAUUCACGCUCGCCUACAGCAUUGAGGAUGGCACGCACCUGCUGGCUUUAUUACUUCUCCAAAUUUAUUGAGCUCUUAGAUACUAUCUUUUUUGUUCUGCGUAAGAAAAAUAGUCAAGUGACUUUCCUGCAUGUCUUCCAUCAUACCAUCAUGCCAUGGACCUGGUGGUUUGGAGUCAAAUUUGCCGCAGGUGGUUUGGGAACAUUCCAUGCCUUUCUAAAUACAGCUGUACAUGUAGUCAUGUAUUCCUACUAUGGACUGUGUGCAUUGGGACCAGCCUACCAGAAGUAUUUGUGGUGGAAAAAGUAUUUGACAUCAUUACAGCUUGUCCAGUUCGUUAUUGUCACUAUACACAUAGGCCAGUUUUUUUUCAUGGAGGAUUGCAAGUACCAGUUUCCAGUCUUUCUGUACAUCAUUAUGAGUUACGGGUGCAUCUUUCUGCUGCUCUUUCUCCAUUUUUGGUACCGUGCUUACACCAAAGGUCAGAGGCUACCCAAAACAGUGAAAAAUGGAAUCUGCAAAAACAAAGAUCACUGAAAUUCAAGCACAGCAUAAAUCUAUGAAUAAGACUGAUAUCUUGUCUUCCUUGACAAUCAAGAGAUAUUUCCAUGUGCAGUGCAUUUUGUAUAUUUUUCAAAACUAAGAGCUUGUAUUUUUAUGAUAAGUUAUUGGGGUUUCUGAUAACAGUCUUCUGAUAAUUAGAGCCUAAAGCAGCCAGUUUUUCAGCUGCUUUUAAACCUAAUCUAAAGGUUUUAUUUAACACAUUUUGUUAGAUUGAAAGAAGGAUGUGAAACAGUAGAGUACUCUUCAAAGAAGUCCAGUAUAGAUGAAAAAUAUCGUUAGAUAUUUUGAGCACGGACAGAGAUCCAUGCCGUACAGUAGAUUCCUUCUGCCGGGUCUGGAAACCUUUAACUGUGGGCUCUGGCUUUGUUGCUUGUUGACUAUAUUCAGAAGACACUGUAUUUACUCUAAACUUAAAUUCCCAUUCUAAAGAGCUAAUAGGGUGAACGUUAAGUGUAUUUUUGAUCAGUUAUCAUUUAAAAUCACUAAUGGUAAUUUUUAAUGGAUCUUUUGAGUAGCCGGCACCAGUUUUGCUUGUAAGACUUCCUCACAACGCUUUUGUUGUGUAAACUGUUUAAAAGUGACAAUCCUUUAGGGUAAUACAUUGAUGCACUUGAAACUAAGGUUAAGUUAUUAUUUUGAAAACAAGGUGAUUUGUUCUGAUGGCUUAAUGAACACUUUGCUAUCACCGUUUUGCAAUGAACUUUGUAUAUUUCGGGAAAGAGGUGAAUUUAUCAAUGGAAAAAAUAGUUGUCUGUGGUGUUGUCAUGUCACUUUCUCAUAUCAUGGUUUAAAGGAUUAUCUUGGUUAAAUAUAUAUUGGUUAGAUGUGUAAAUGUUCAUAUCACUGGCACACACUAAAUGAUUUUAGACCACCCAGGGAUGGGUUAAGGGUGGCUUGUGAAGCACCUGGAAGCAAAUGGUGGCACAGAGAUUAUCCAGGCAAGAUGUGGUGACAAGGGUCUCUCUCAUAAUGAGAGAGCGCAAGAGAGAGACUGUAUAAUAGUUACUGUUAUAGAUUCACUGCAUGGAAAAAUAUUUUCCAGAAUUAUGAAUUAAUUAACAGCCUGGAAUUCUUUUUUUCAACCUUAUAAACUAUAUAAUGAGGGACUGAAAUUCAUUUUGCAUAGCUCUCAUUUCUUUAAAAUUGCUACUUUCUAAAAGUCAUAUUUUCUUGUUGGAGAACCCAACUACUGAUCAGUAGAGUUUUGCCCAAGAAACAGCAAUAUUUGGACAUUUCUGAAUUUUUCCACAGUGUUUUUUUUUCUUGUUCUAUUUUACUUGAUUUUGAAGGAUUGCUUAUGCUUGUAUGACUGUAAGCAAUUAGUACCCCAGUAAUUGUGUAACACACAGUGAUACUUAUUGUACAAUAAAGCCUGAGUUUUUACCAACUGUAAACUCCUAGAGUUAGGUGUCUCCCUCCUAAUCCAUUAAUCUGUACCAUGGCCUUUUCUCUUCACACUCAGCAAAUUAGUAAGGUUAUUUGCCUUUAGUGACUUCACUCGCUUACAAUAUGAGAAUUUGAGGGUUGAUAAAAGGGGAGAUUUCAUUUUUUUUUAAUAAAUAGUAAAGAACAGGAGAGCAAAGCUAAAAGAAACAGCAGCUCUAAUUUAUUUCUCUGUGAGAGUCUCAGGGUUCCUUAAGUGUUUUCCUGUUUUUCUCUUCAAAUCCAACCAGUGCUAAAAUGAGGAGGUACGGUAGAUGCUGUUACACAUACACGCAAUUCCCAAAGACCCCAGAAGGGUAAAGACCAAAAGGAAGCAAAACUAAAAGAAGAGAAAACAGGAGAGUUUGUUUCUUCUCUUGCAUACUUUCUGCCCUGCACUGUACAACCCCUCCUUGUCUCCGUGUAGUCUUUAAAAUGUUUGCUGUGCCUGUGAACUAACAGCAACAUGUGACAGAAUCACAUUCUACAUUAUAUGAAUAGGAGUGGAGAGCUAGAAUGUUACAUGAAAAGAAAUCACAGCUGGCAGAGGUAACCUCCAUAUGAACAGCAGCAGAUUAGAAUGGGUAUCACUGGAUGUAGGAUUGGAUGGGCAUCGUUUUAUUAAACAGCUCUGUGGGUCACAUAGAGUUUCUGCUGGAGUUUCAUCCCACUUUUCAGGACUUCCUUGCCUUUGGGUUUGCUUACCUAACAAAUAAAAAGGCCAAAAGGCCAGCUGCAAAAUUUGGCUAAUGACAUAAAGCUCUAUGAAUCCUUUAGAACCUAUAUCUGUAUGACAAAUAAAUGCAAAUGUAAAAUUUUAAAUAUCUGUGGGACAUUGCCAUUUUACAGUCUUAAUUGAGUAGAAUUCUUAACUGAGCAGACUACAUUGUUACAUAAAUUAUAAGAUUAUGAUGUUACAUUUCUUCAAUUAUCCCUUAUCUCUGUUAACUACUUUUAACGACUGUGGAAAACUCUGUGGAUACUGUCAAAGUUUGGGUUUGGUUUUUGGUGUGUGUAUUAUAAUAAAUGUGUGGUAUCACA
Molecule: messenger RNA, 5470 nt
Organism: Orcinus orca (killer whale)
Lineage: Eukaryota; Metazoa; Chordata; Mammalia; Artiodactyla; Delphinidae
Gene: ELOVL7
Product: ELOVL fatty acid elongase 7
Exons: 8
Coding region: 2135-2980 (281 amino acids)
Biological process (GO): fatty acid elongation, monounsaturated fatty acid; very long-chain fatty acid biosynthetic process; fatty acid elongation, polyunsaturated fatty acid
Cellular component (GO): endoplasmic reticulum membrane; endoplasmic reticulum
Molecular function (GO): fatty acid elongase activity
Source: RefSeq, a predicted model, not a curated record